UAAGGAAUUUCCUUCAACGAGGAUGAAGUGCGACGUGUCAAAAGCUCAACCCACCUAAAAAACAGAAAGCUUUCCCGCUUCAGCGAUACACUCUGUGUAAUCCAUCCUCUCAAAGUGAGCGACUCUCAGAGAGACUGAUAGAUAGAUAUUUUAGUCAACUGAAGAAGAAGGUUAAGAAGAAGAGAUUUGAAGAAAUUAUACUGGAUUUAGAAAUGAUUUGAGUAAAUAAAUUUGUGUGUAAAAUUAUUAGGUUGGAAGAGUAAUGGCUGCUACUACUACUAAUGGAGUGAUUUCGAACAGACAUUUUGGUUCAGGAAAAUCCUUUCAAAAAGAGCAGGCUAUGAUACAUAAAGUAGAGAAUUUGGCCGUUUCGGGUUCAACUUCUCCAUGGGGAAACAUUGUUCACAAAAAGAUACAUGUUAUAAGUCGAUACUACUCAUCUAUGCCUAGAUACUCGUACAGCUCAGCUGUUCAUCUUGUUUGUUCCUCAGAUAAGAGCAGUACUAAUCAGAGGACCUCAUUCCUUGGUGAAACGGAGAAGCCUUUCUCAAACUCUCUGCAAAUCAGUGAAAAGAAGGUAGAUCUGAAAACAAGAACUCAGGGAAGAUACGGAUGCUUUCUUUCAUUUAAUUCUUUCAAUAAUAGUUGGGGCCAGCAGACAAAUCUAGAUAAGCAUGGUUUGCCAAAUGCACGAGGUCAGCAGUCUGAGUAUAGGAAGGGAACCAGGACCCGUGCUAGCUAUCCAAAUGACAUAAAGGGACCAAACUUUGAUCCACUGAGUGCUUCAGAAGCUUCAAAUGAAAUCGCUAUAGUAGGAGAGAGUACACAGGUUUCAUCAUCUCCUUGGUGGCAGUUGCCAAAGCGCUGGGUGAUUGUACUGCUUUGUUUUACAGCGUUUCUUCUCUGCAACAUGGACAGGGUGAACAUGAGCAUUGCCAUACUACCAAUGGCAGCGGAGUUCAACUGGAAUCCUGCUACUGUUGGUCUCAUCCAGUCAUCCUUUUUCUGGGGAUAUUUACUCACUCAGAUUAUUGGAGGCAUAUGGGCGGAUAAAAUUGGUGGCAAACGUGUUCUUGGUUUUGGGGUGGUUUGGUGGUCUCUUGCAACAGUUCUAACACCUAUAGCUGCAAGGCUUGGAUUACCUUUCCUACUUAUGAUGCGUGCUUUUAUGGGGAUUGGUGAGGGUGUUGCUAUGCCUGCUAUGAAUAACAUUCUUUCGAAGUGGAUUCCAGUAAAUGAGAGAAGCAGAUCUCUUGCACUGGUAUAUAGUGGCAUGUACCUUGGAUCAGUGACAGGCUUGGGAUUUUCCCCGAUGUUGAUCCAGAAAUUUGGAUGGCCUUCUGUGUUUUACACUUUUGGUUCACUUGGAAGUAUCUGGUUUGUGUUGUGGCUGAAAAAAGCAUACAGCACACCGAAAGAAGAUCCAGACCUUUCAGCAGAAGAAAUGAAGCUUAUCAUGGGAGGAAGUGUAUCAAAGGAACCUGUCAAAGAGAUACCCUGGAAAUUGAUUUUAUCGAAGGGACCUGUUUGGGCUUUAAUUAUCUCCCACUUUUGCCAUAAUUGGGGAACUUUUAUUCUUCUCACAUGGAUGCCUACGUACUACAAUCAGGUGUUGAAGUUCAAUCUUGCUGAAUCUGGACUGUUCUGUGUUUUACCAUGGUUAACCAUGGCGGUGUUUGCAAAUAUAGGAGGGUGGAUUGCGGACACACUUGUGAGCAGAGGUGUUUCCAUAACUAAUGUCCGUAAGAUCAUGCAAUCCAUUGGGUUUCUAGGCCCAGCCUUCUUUCUCUCACAGCUGAGCAAAGUCCGUACUCCAGCCAUGGCAGUUUUAUGCAUGGCGUGCAGUCAGGGGGCUGAUGCCUUCUCACAGUCUGGCCUCUAUUCAAAUCACCAAGAUAUUGGGCCACGUUACUCUGGGGUACUGUUAGGCUUAUCAAAUACUGCUGGAGUCCUUGCUGGAGUCUUUGGCACUGCUGCGACAGGAUACAUUCUCCAAAAAGGUUCAUGGGAUGAUGUCUUUAAGGUGGCCGUCGUAUUGUACCUCGUGGGCACACUAGUAUGGAACUUGUUUGCUACUGGUGAAAAGAUUCUUGACUAGAAGAUAAAGUAAAAGCUGGUGAAGCUAAGAUGCAAACCUGUAGAAAAUGAGAAAGAAAAAAAUGACUGAGUAAACCGCAGUAGAAUCUAAAAGCUCAUGGAAGGGAAAUCUUGGUCAGAUCAAAAGAGAAUCAAAGUUACAUAGCCUAUGGUAAAAAUGAAAAAAACAAAUGUCUCUUUUGUUGAUAUGCAUGAAGCUCAAGGUUUCAGCUUCUGGGUGGGGUGCAAGCCUUGUUUAGAGGUUACAACUUAAUUUUGAUUAUCAUGCAUUUCUAGUUUUUAGUGACUGUUUUGUUGAUUGUACCCCAUGAAACCUAUUUACUGUGGUAAUGCUUUAGGAAUCUUUCCAUAUUAUAGUUUUCUUGUCACACCUUUGCUUGCUUGCCUCUAAAAGAUAAAUCUCUGUACAGCCCUGGUAGGCUCCUGAGAGAAAACGAUGUCAAUGCAUUUCCCAAAUGCUGUGGCAGCGAAAGUGCCAUGAAUGUAGUUUCCGCAAUUUCAUUUA
This is a messenger RNA of Papaver somniferum (opium poppy), 2602 nucleotides long. Its product is annotated as ascorbate transporter, chloroplastic-like. Lineage: Eukaryota; Viridiplantae; Streptophyta; Magnoliopsida; Ranunculales; Papaveraceae. The transcript is spliced from 11 exons. Gene Ontology annotation, molecular function: transmembrane transporter activity. Bases 263 to 2098 code for a protein of 611 amino acids. The record is from RefSeq and is a predicted model, not a curated record. Gene Ontology annotation, biological process: transmembrane transport.